GCCGACAUGAUGCUCAAGAAGGGGGCGGCCGAAGUGGAUGCGGGUCACGUGAAGGCCAAGCAAGAAGCCAUGAUGAUGCGAACGGAGACCACUACCUACAGGAACUGUUUGCAGAAUAUGGUUUUGUCGAGCACCUUCGACAUGGUCAUGGCAGCAGCCAUCCUUACGAACACCGUCUUCAUUGGUGUGGAGGUACAGUGGUCCAUCUCCAACCCCGGCAUGCAGCAUCUCGCGUUUCAGGUGAUUCGGGAUGUGUACACCCUCAUAUUUACA
This is a messenger RNA of Symbiodinium necroappetens, 273 nucleotides long. The record is from the annotation of a GenBank genome assembly. Lineage: Eukaryota; Dinophyceae; Suessiales; Symbiodiniaceae.